Molecule: messenger RNA, 600 nt
Organism: Botrytis fragariae
Lineage: Eukaryota; Fungi; Ascomycota; Leotiomycetes; Helotiales; Sclerotiniaceae
Product: putative integral membrane protein
Exons: 5
Coding region: 1-600 (199 amino acids)
Source: RefSeq, a predicted model, not a curated record
AUGCGCAGGCCUAUCAAAACCGCCCCGGGCGAAUGUCUCGAUUUUAUCGACCUUGUCUUGGGUGCUCAAGCCUUCAACGUUGCCUUCGAUCUUCACCUUUCGCUUCGCAAGAGAAUAGGUGUGAUGGCAAUCUUUGCAGUCGGUGCAUUUACUAUAAUCAUCGCGAUUAUCCGUCUUGCUGUUAUCUCGAGCGAAGUAUUGGAAUACGGCCUAACUUUGCCAGACGUCACUUGGUUUACAAGCAAAUUUUCAUGGACGGUGAUAGAUCCUGCCGUAGGCUGCUUUGUGGCAUGUAUGCCGAUCUAUUCACCACUUGUCAAGCCUCUGAGACAUUUUCGGGAUUGCGUGAGCCUAGUGGGCGUAUCUUGGACUCGAGUCACUCGAUCAUCUAAUGCUAGCCGGAAAGGAACAACCAAAAUCGAAGAUAGCAAUGUGGAUAACUUCUACCUUGCAAAUUGCAAACCGGCUGGCACAAGAGAAGUAACAGUGGCCAGGAAAUCCUCGAGCACCAACUCUCGACAAGAACUCCAUCCUGUUCCUGGAACCGCAACAGCGAAGAGAGAUUUCACUCGGGAAGACCAUAGGGAGAAGAGCUGGUAA